AUGCCUCACUCGGAGCACGAAGGGCCUCUGGUCAAGCGACAGAAGCUUACUGUCGCCUCCAAGCCUGCGACGGCGACACGUCAGUCCUCGCGCAUUUUCGCGCCUUUCCGAACCGUCGGCCUCGUCUCCCCCACGAAUAUACCCUUCACUUCGAUUCCCCUAGGAAAGACGACGUUUCAAAUCACGACAUCCGUCGGAAGAGCCCUCCAGACUUAUGAUCUAAAGAGAGGUCUCAACCUGGUCUUCGUCACUCGUCCUCAGACUCCAGCCGACAUCACCACGACGCUCGCAUGGAAGGACAAGGUUUUCGCCGCAUGGGGCGACGCCAGAAAGGGCGAGAAGCAGGGUCUCUGGGCCUUUAAGCGUGGAAAGAAAGUCGAGGAGCUCGAGCUCCCCGCAGACCUCAAUGAGCCAAUCCAACAGAUCCUCAUCUUCGGCUCAUGGAUAGUCGGAUGCGGUGUGACAAGACUCGAGGUCUGGAAGUCGGCCACGCAGGAGCACUACACCACUCUUUACACCAUGGCUGGCAAGUCGGGUGCCAACGACAUCACUGGCGGUGUCACCAACAUGCCUACCUACCUCAACAAGAUUUUCGUUGGUCGCAAGGACGGCUGGGUCGAGAUCUGGAACGUCAGCACCGGCAAACUCAUCUACACCAUCCUCCCUCCGACCCCCGACUGCGGCGCCGUUACCUGCCUUCAGCCUGCCACCGCCUUAUCACUUCUGGCCAUUGCCUACGCAAAUGGGAACUUGGUGAUCCAGAACAUCCUAACCGAUAAGCCCAUUAUUCAACUCAAGGCGGGCCACGACGACGAACCCGUCACUUCCAUCUCCUUCAGAUCCGAUGGAAUGGGAGCAGGUCACGACGGCCGCAAGGACGGUGUCAUGGCAACCGCGACCGCUGCCACAGGAGACGUAACGUUUUGGGAUUUGAACAACGGAGGCAGGGUUAUGGGUGUUUUAAGGAGUGCGCACAAUCCCCCGUCCGGCAGCGGACCGUUAGUGCGAGGAGGCAUCAGCAAGGUCGAAUUCCUUUCAGGUCAGCCGGUUGUUGUCACCAGUGGACGGGACAACUCUCUAAAGACCUGGAUCUUUGACGAGACUCCCUUUUCCGCCCUCCCGCGUAUCUUGCACCAGCGCAGCGGCCAUGCCGCCCCCGUCAAGUGUUUAGAGUUUCUUCCCUCCGACUUUGAUGGAGCCGAUGCGGGCAACAAGUGGCUACUCAGUGGUGGUCAGGAUCGCAGUCUCUGGGGAUGGAGUAUGCGACGUGAUGGUCAGAGCACCGAGCUCAGCCAAGGAAACAUCCGCAAGAUGGCAAAGAAGACUGGUAUUCUUUCUACAAAGGCGAUGGCCAGGGGCCCUACGACGACUUUGGAAGACCUCAAGGCUCCCGAGAUUACCUGCAUUGCCAGUUCUCUUAACCGCGAUGGUGGAAUUGGCGCCAUGCCUGGCAACCAGCCCAUUUGGCAAAAGCACAGGGACAAUAAGAAGAAGCUCGAUGCUGAAGUGAGCGGGUCGACUGGAUGGGAGAGCGUUGUUACGGCACACAAAGAUGAUGCUUAUGCGCGUACUUGGUUUUGGGGUCGCAAGAGAGCCGGUCGAUGGGCAUUCCCAACCGGCGACGGCUCCUUCGUGUCCACGAUCGCCAUGAGUCCCUGCGGUACUUUCGCCCUGGUUGGUUCCGUGGAGGGUGGCAUCGACAUGUUCAACUUGCAAUCCGGCCUUCACCGCCAACGCUUCCCGUCGAAGCUUACUCCCGCCCAAGCGAGAGCGCUGAAGAUGCAGCAAUUGAAGCAGGCUGACGACGUCGUGCAGCUACACACCGAGAAGAACAGCAGCUUUGCGCCCGGCACAGGGAGGCACACCAAGGCGAUAACGGGCAUCGUGGUGGACUCCAUGAACAAGAACGUCAUCACUUGCUCUUUGGACGGCAAAAUCAAGUUCUGGGACUUUGUCACGGGCAACCUCGUGCACCAAAUCAACUGGGCACCGAUGGCUGCCAUCACUGGAUGUAGAUACCACGCCGCAAACGACCUUAUGGCCUUUACCUGCGACGACAACUCGGUUCGCGUUGUCGACCUGGAGACGAAAAGGACAAUCAGAGAGUUCUGGGGCUGCCAGGGCACCAUCAACGACUUCUGCUUCUCCAACGACGGCCGCUGGAUCAUCGCCGCUUCGCAAGAUUGCGUUGUCAGGAUAUGGGAUCUGCCCACUAGCCACCUUAUCGACGCCAUCCGCCUCGAGAAGCCCUGCACUGCGCUAGCCAUGUCCUCCACGGGCGAAUACCUCGCCGCCACGAUCGAGAACGAGCUUGGCGUCGCCAUCUGGACCAAUAAGUCCCUAUUCACACACGUCCCGACGCGGCAGAUCUCCGACAAGGAGGCCGCGCUGCUCACCGGUCCCACGACGUCUGGCGAAGGCGGCGAGGGUCUGCUCGAGGCGGCCUUCAACGAGGACGACGCGGGCGCCGAGGACGAGACCGUCGUCGCGCCGACCAUCGAUCAGCUCAGCGCCGAGCUGACGACGCUGUCCCUGGUCCCUAAGAGCCGAUGGCAGACGCUCCUCCACCUGGAUCUGAUCAAGCAGCGCAACAAGCCGACGGAAGCACCUAAGGCUCCCGAGAAGGCUCCCUUCUUCCUGCCCUCCGUCGGCUCCAGGAAGCAGCCGCAGCAGGCCCUCAUUGAAGGCGCCGCGGCACCCGAUGCUGAUGCCGCAACGGAGUCUAAGUCCCGCAUCACCAAGCUUGAGCGUGGCCGCAUGCAGGAAGCUUUUACAAGCAAGCUGGACGACGGCGCAGCCUCAGGAGACUUCGACGACUUCAUCUCCCACCUAAAAUCUCUCUCCCCCUCGACCGCAGACCUCGAGCUCCGCUCCCUCUCCCCCGAGGACGGCGGGCUCCUCAACUUCAUCCGCGCGCUAACGAGCCGCCUCGCGGCCCGCCGCGACUACGAGCUGGUCCAGGCCUGGAUGACCGUCUUCCUCCGCCUGCACUUUGACCUCGUCAUGGCCGACGCGGAGCUGCUCGAGGCGCUCGGCGAGUGGAAGGCCCUGCAAGCGCGGGAGGCUGGGCGGCUCGACGACCUUGUGGGGUACUGCAGCGGUGUCGUCGGCUUCUUGCGGAGCCCCAGGACGUAA
Molecule: messenger RNA, 3135 nt
Organism: Colletotrichum orchidophilum
Lineage: Eukaryota; Fungi; Ascomycota; Sordariomycetes; Glomerellales; Glomerellaceae
Product: WD domain-containing protein
Exons: 3
Coding region: 1-3135 (1044 amino acids)
Biological process (GO): rRNA processing
Cellular component (GO): Pwp2p-containing subcomplex of 90S preribosome; small-subunit processome
Molecular function (GO): protein binding
Source: RefSeq, a predicted model, not a curated record